AUGCCGAACUGGGGAGGAGGAGCGAAGUGUGCGGCCUGCGAGAAGACAGUUUAUCAUGCAGAAGAGAUUCAGUGUAACAGCAGGAGCUUCCAUAAGACCUGCUUCAUCUGCAUGAGCUGCAGAAAAGGGCUGGACAGCACCACGGUGGCAGCACAUGAGUCUGAGAUCUACUGCAAGUCAUGCUACGGCAAGAAAUAUGGGCCAAAAGGCUACGGAUAUGGGCAGGGAGCCGGAGCUCUGAGCUCUGAUCCUGGACAGGAUGCAGAUCUGCAGCCUCAAGACUCUAAACCUCGUCCAGCCUCUUCAAACCCUACCACCAAUAAAUUCUCCCAGAAGUUCGGAGGUUCUGACCGCUGCCCUCGAUGCUCUAAAGCAGUCUACGCUGCAGAGAAGGUGAUGGGAGCAGGAAAGCCAUGGCAUAAAACCUGUUUCCGCUGUGCUCUGUGUGGUAAAAGUCUGGAGUCCACCACAGUGACAGAUAAGGAUGGAGAGCUGUACUGUAAAGUGUGCUACGCCAAAAACUUCGGUCCUAAAGGCUUCGGUCUGGGGAACGCCGCCAUGUUGGAGGAGCAGCAGUGAACACGUCUGGCUUUAAUAAACCUCAAACUCUUUACAUGGCAGCUGUUUCAGAGGACGCUCAGCUUUUAUCUUCACACUGGAUCAUGUUUGUAAUAGAUGAUAGAGGCCACAUUGUCCUGAAAAUUGAACAAAUUGUGCACAACAGUUGUGAUUUUUGAGGCUAAUU
Messenger RNA from Acanthochromis polyacanthus (spiny chromis), 745 nucleotides. RefSeq names its product cysteine and glycine-rich protein 3 (cardiac LIM protein) (gene csrp3). Lineage: Eukaryota; Metazoa; Chordata; Actinopteri; Pomacentridae. The record is from RefSeq and is a predicted model, not a curated record. Gene Ontology annotation, molecular function: actinin binding; structural constituent of muscle. Gene Ontology annotation, biological process: muscle tissue development; sarcomere organization; cardiac muscle contraction. The transcript has 5 exons. Gene Ontology annotation, cellular component: Z disc; nucleus; cytoplasm. The coding region runs from base 1 to 579 and encodes 192 amino acids.